AUGGCAAAAAUUAUUCCAGAGGGGCUGAGAUCCACUGACAUUGGCCUCUUUGCCAUGAGAGCAGCCCAGAUCGAGAAGACCAAGCCUGUGAUUGCCUAUUGGUGCCACUUUCACAUAGUGAAUCAGAUCAUCGGACGGGGUCUUCAUAAAUCCAACGAUGAAAUUAAAACCUACACCACCAACCUGGUGGAUAAGCUUGAGCAGUUCAAAAGCGAGCAUUCUGGCGAUGAAUCGGUGGUGGAUAGCGUCGUGGCGAGUGCACUCGUCGAGCGCUUUGGGUUGGAAGUUUUCGCUCGCGCUGAAGAUGCUAUGAACGCUAACAAGGUCACAAAGCAAACCGCAGAUACAUUCCAGGCAGCGGCUCUAUUUCUCGAACUACGUCAAAUCUGGGGGGCUCUGGACCCGGAAAUUGCCGGAAGGAUCAAGUUCGGAAAGUAUCAUGCAGUCCGAAUUGUGAAGGCGAUCAGGAAUGGCGAAGAUCCCAAUGCGACGAAUCCUGUUCCAGAAGAGGAAGCACAAAAAUCAAUCGCCAAUCUGGAAGUUCGAACAUUCGAUGGAUCGGUAGCGGAACAGCCCUCUCCAUCCAGACAGCCGCCAAUCGAGAAAAUUCCAGAAGAACUCGACUGUCUAAAAGGGCGGGAGCUGACCCAGGAAUUGUCUCUUGAUGAAUCGCUUCACACUUCCCGAGCUUCAUCACUUCAGUGGCCGCCUGCAACAUCGAAUCAUGAUAUUCCGUCUGUACUCGAUGAUAUCCCUGGUUCUCCUGCGCGAACAAAGGAAAUCAGCAAUCCACAACCAGGAGACUUAGAACUCUCCUCAUCCCCGGGGACAAUUGGGUACUCUUCUCCAGUGCCGGGCCUACCAGGUAUUCCCGGGACCUCAAAUACCUUGCACUCCUUUCCAUCACCAACCACUGGUUCUUCAAUCGCCGUACCGGCCUCAGAUUCGUUCCAUGAGCUAUCGGGCACUAGCUCUCAUAUUCCGCAUCCUGCAGCUGUGCCGUCCGGACCACCUCCAGUCCUACGUGCAUCUCUGGCUCAUGUGCCCACUGGACCACCAAGUCAACCAUCACAGUCGGUCGACGAACAGUCUAUCUCUCUGGCACAGAAACAUGCUCACUGGGCGCUCUCUGCGUUGACAUUCGAUGACAUCGACACGGCCAUAAAGGAAUUCAAGAACUCUCUGAGACACCUGGGUGCAGCGCGUUAA
This is a messenger RNA of Penicillium cosmopolitanum, 1209 nucleotides long. RefSeq names its product VTA1 family vacuolar protein sorting-associated protein. The transcript has 4 exons. Gene Ontology annotation, biological process: late endosome to vacuole transport via multivesicular body sorting pathway. Gene Ontology annotation, cellular component: multivesicular body. The record is from RefSeq and is a predicted model, not a curated record. NCBI's taxonomy places the organism in Eukaryota, Fungi, Ascomycota, Eurotiomycetes, Eurotiales, Aspergillaceae. The coding region runs from base 1 to 1209 and encodes 402 amino acids.